UACAAGGGAAGAAGAGGUAUAUGAAGCAAGGAAUAGGACAGUUGCUCGUGUGCGAGGCUCCGCGUGAUACCGUGGAAAGUGUGUAUUGUGCAUUUCGUGCGUAUUGCAUCCAUACAUUGUCAACUGCUUCUCACGAGGUACACAAAUGCAGUUCAUAAAGAUGGUUAAUCGAAGCACAUUUCCAAAUAAAUUCUCCCAGUCGGUGACUGAGUAACAGUGUUAAACCUGACGCGAGGUCCUCACCCGCGUUAGGUGCGUGAGGGCCACCUAUCCGCGUCCAAGCUGUGUCGAGUAUUCAAGUCAUGGUAUCGAGGUUCGACACGAACUUCGGAUGUGAAGAUUUUUUCGGGACUUAUCGUUGCACCCAAGACAUGGCUUGUGAUCGUGGUGAUUCGGACUUCGAGUUCAUCAUACCGCCAGAAGCGCCGGUCUUCGAACCGAGUAUUGAGGAGUUUCACGACCCCCUUGGCUACAUCGCAAAAAUACGACCGAUCGCAGAGAAGUCUGGCAUUUGUAAGAUCAAACCGCCGCCUAAUUGGCAGCCACCAUUUGCUGUUGAUGUUGAUAAAUUCAAAUUCGUUCCAAGAAUACAAAGACUAAAUGAAUUAGAAGCAAAGACUAGGAUAAAGCUUAAUUUCUUGGAUCAAAUUGCAAAAUUCUGGGAACUUCAAGGUUCAUCUUUAAAAAUUCCUCUUGUUGAACGCAAAGCUCUUGAUUUAUAUUCUUUACAUAAGAUAGUCACUGAUGAAGGUGGAAUUGAUACAGUAACGAGGGAAAGAAGAUGGGCAAAAAUUGCAAAUAAAUUGGGUUAUCCUUCUGGACGCAGUGUUGGAAGUAUUCUAAAAAAUCAUUAUGAACGUAUUUUAUAUCCAUUUGAUGUAUUUAAACAAGGAAAGACAUUGACAGAUAUAAAAAUUGAACCAGAUUCUAAUGUGAAUGAGAAAAAAGAUCGAGAUUAUAAACCACAUGGAAUUAUAUCACGUCAACAAAUUAAACCUCCAACUGAGAAAUUCUCACGUCGGUCAAAAAGAUUUAGUGGUCAAGAAGAAAAACAGGAAGUAUCUAUUAAACAAGAAGAUUGUAAAGAAGAAUGUGAUUCUGAUAAUGAUUGUAAAGAUGGAAUUAAAAAUAAACAAUAUGAUGAUAAAGAUAAUAGUAAAGAACUUAAAAAAUUACAAUUUUAUGGAGCUGGUCCAAAAAUGGCUGGAUUUAAUACCAAAGAAGGAAAAAAAUCUAAUAAAACUAGAGGUGUAAAACUUGUUUAUGAAGUUGAUCCAUUGGCAAAAUACAUAUGUCAUAAUUGUGGAAGAGGUGACAAUGAAGAAAACAUGCUUUUAUGUGAUGGAUGUGAUGAUAGUUAUCAUACUUUUUGUCUUAUGCCACCAUUGACAGAAAUACCAAAAGGUGAUUGGAGAUGUCCAAAAUGUGUCGCUGAAGAAGUUUCUAAGCCAAUGGAAGCAUUUGGAUUUGAACAAGCACAAAGAGAAUAUACUCUUCAACAAUUUGGAGAAAUGGCUGAUCAAUUUAAAAGCGAUUAUUUUAAUAUGCCUGUACAUAUGGUACCAACAUCAUUAGUAGAAAAAGAAUUUUGGCGAAUAGUUUCUUCAAUUGAUGAAGAUGUAACGGUUGAAUAUGGAGCAGAUUUACAUACAAUGGAUCAUGGAUCUGGAUUUCCAACAAAAACUAGCGUUAAUUUAUUUACAUGUGAUCAAGAAUAUGCUGAAUCUUCAUGGAACUUAAAUAAUUUACCUGUUUUACGUGGAAGUGUCUUAGGUCACAUUAAUGCUGAUAUUAGUGGUAUGAAAGUACCAUGGAUGUAUGUUGGAAUGUGUUUUGCAACCUUUUGUUGGCAUAAUGAGGACCAUUGGAGUUACUCCAUUAAUUAUUUACAUUGGGGAGAACCAAAAACGUGGUAUGGUGUACCUGGUUCUCAAGCAGAAAGAUUUGAACAAUCAAUGAAAUCAGCUGCACCGGAAUUGUUUCAUAGUCAACCUGAUUUACUUCAUCAAUUGGUUACUAUCAUGAAUCCAAAUAUUUUAACAAAUGAAGGUGUUCCAGUAUUCAGGACUGAUCAACAUGCAGGGGAAUUUGUAGUGACAUUUCCAAGAGCAUAUCAUGCUGGUUUUAAUCAAGGAUACAAUUUUGCCGAAGCUGUAAAUUUUGCUCCCGCUGAUUGGCUUAAAAUUGGACGAGAAUGUAUAACGCAUUAUUCGAAUUUAAGACGAUUUUGUGUAUUUUCUCAUGAUGAAUUGGUAUGCAAAAUGUCAUUGGAUCCAGAUUCAUUAGAUAUAGGAAUUGCAACAGCAACUUACCAUGAUAUGCUUCAAAUGGUAGAUGAUGAGAAAAAGCUACGAAAAAAUUUGCUGGAAUGGGGUGUAACAGAAGCAGAACGAGAAGCAUUUGAACUUUUGCCGGAUGAUGAAAGACAGUGUGAAGCGUGUAAAACAACUUGUUUUUUGAGUGCAGUUACAUGUUCAUGCCAAAGUUCUCAAUUAGUUUGUUUAAGACAUUUCACAGAACUUUGUGAUUGUCCUCCAGAAAAACAUACAUUACGUUAUCGUUAUACUUUAGACGAAUUACCAAUUAUGCUACAAAAAUUAAAAUUAAAAGCAGAGUCAUUUGACUCAUGGGUAACAAAAGUAAAAGAGGCAAUGGAUCCUGAUAAAAAAAAUGAUAAAAUUGAAUUAAAUGAAUUAAAAGAACUUUUAAAUGAAGCAGAAAGUAAAAAAUUUCCAGAAAGUGAAUUGCUUACAGCUUUAACAACUGCUGUACAGGAUGCUGAAAAAUGUGCAAGUGUUGCACAACAACUUUUGAAUAAUAAACAACGUACCAGAACCAGACAAUCUGUUGAAACUAAAUACAAGCUUACAGUAGAAGAAUUAACUCUUUUCUAUAAAGAAAUAACAAAUUUAUGUUGUGAACUUAAAGAAUCUGAUGGAAUAAAAUUUAUACUUGAUCAAGUAUUACAAUUUCAAAAGGAAGCUGAAGAAUUAGAAUGUAAAGAUGAUUGUAAUAUUGAACAGUUAGAAAAAUGCAUUGACUUUGGAGAUUCUAUUUGUAUUGAACUACCUCAACUUAUACGUUUAAAGCAUAAAUUAGCACAAAUACAAUGGCUUGAGGAAGUAAAAUCUAUUCAAGAAGAUCCAAAAUCUAUACAUCGUGAUGAUUUAGCAAAAUUAAUUGAAAAGGGUAUGACAAUGCCUCCUAACUUAAAUAUAGAAAAUACUCUUUCAGACUUGCAAGCAUUAAUGCUUGCAAUUGAUAAUUGGGAAGAGAAAGCAAAGUUAUAUCUUCAUACAAAAAAUAGACAAACUAUUGCAUCUCUUGAAGAAUUUAUUCAUGAAGCUGAUAAAGUGGAAGCUUAUUUACCAAGUUUAGAUGUUCUUCAAGAUACAUUGAAUAAAGCAAAAAAUUGGACAAAAAUGAUGGAAGAGAUACAAGCGAGAGAUAACUUUCCAUAUUACAAUACAUUAGAUGAUCUAAUUAAAAAGGGCAGAAAUAUUCCAUUGCAUUUAGAUGCUCUUCCUAUUUUAGAAUCUACACUUUCACAAGCAAAAACUUGGAAAGAAAGAACAGCACGAACAUUCCUAAGGAAAAAUUCACAUUAUACUUUAAUGGAAGCUUUAUCACCACGAAUUGGAGUUGGUAUACAAGCAUUAAAAGCUAAGAAAAAUAAAAAUGAAGAUUCUGUAGGACCUGUCUUUGUCUGUGAUACAAAAUUGGAUGAUUCCAAUGAUUCGGCAACUAUUGUAGCUGCGUUUAAAUUAGCUGAACAACGUGAAAUGGAAGCAAUGCGAAAUUUAAGAGAAAGAAAUUUAAUGAAAACUGAAAUAGAUGAUUCAAGAUAUUGCGUUUGUCGACGACCAAGGUUUGGACUCAUGCUUCAAUGUGAGCUUUGUAAAGAUUGGUUUCAUUCAAAUUGUGUACCUUUGCCAAAGACAUCAUAUAAAGGAAAAUUUCCAAUGUCAAGGGAAAUUAAGUUUUUAUGUCCGUGUUGUUUACGUUCACGGCGACCACGGUUAGAAACAAUUUUGGCUCUUUUAGUUAGUCUCCAAAAAAUUCCAAUUCGUUUACCAGAAGGUGAGGCAUUACAAUGUUUAACGGAACGUGCAAUGAAUUGGCAGGAUCGAGCCCGACAAGCAUUAGCUACGGAUGAAAUUUCAUCAGCAUUAGCAAAAUUAUCUGUGUUAUCACAAAAAUUAGUAGAAGCAGCAGCAAGAGAAAAGACGGAAAAAAUCAUCAGCAGUGAAUUAAAAAAGGCAGCAAAUAAUCCUGAAUUACAUCAGAGAGUACAAGCAAUAGCACCGCUUAGUGGUGUACAUUCGGAUGAUAGUGCACUUAGUACUGCGGAUGAUGAUGAUGAUGUUGUUACUAUUGAUGACGAUGAGCCAAGUUGUAGUACAUUUAACAGUAAUGAACAUGCAUAUUCUUAUAUAUCCAAAAUUCAGCGUAAAACGCAAUCAAACGAUACAACAGAAGUUGCUGUUGUACUUUCACAAACAGCAAGGUUACGUUUAGAAGAAUUGAUGAUGGAAGGCGAUUUAUUAGAAGUUGCACUUGAUGAAACGCAACAUAUUUGGCGUAUAUUAAGUCAUACAAAUAGUCCGAGUACAGUUCGAAAAUAUGCAUCAUAUGAAGAAGUUCAAACUAAUUUGAAUCAAGAUAUAAAAGAUGUUAAAAAACGCGGAAGGAAAAGAAAAUCCGAUGAAUUUGAAUUACUGAAAAAACUUGGAAGACAAAAAAUGGAAGAAAAAAAUUUAGCUAAACGCAAAGGACUACAGAAAGAAAAAAAAUCGGCAGGUUCUCCAGUGCCUAUAAAACGUGGACCUCGAAAGAUGAAACGCAAAGAAGGUGAAGAAGGUCCAAAAAAAAGGGGUGGUAAUAGAAAAAAAACUAAACAAGAUACUUCAGAUGAAGAAGAUGAUUGUGCGGCUGUUAAUUGUUUGCGACCUGGUGGUAGAGAAGUUGAUUGGGUACAGUGUGAUGGCGGCUGUGAAGGUUGGUUUCAUAUGCACUGUGUUGGAUUAGAUCGUACAGAAAUUGCAGAGGAAGAUGAUUACAUAUGUAGUAAUUGUAAGGAGGCAGAGCAUAGCUCAGUGUCAAGAGCGCCAGAUCCCCUAGCUGAAUCAUUAGGCCUGGAUGCACUUCUUUCCCUUUCUCAAUCUCAGGGAUACCAGGGCACAGAUAGUGAAGCAGACAUUCAAGAAACCACAUCCUUCGUCAGGACUUACUAGUCUACUUUGCCUUGUUAGCUCUGUACAAGGCUAGGAUGUUUAUCAAUUUCAAGUCAUUUAGACUGGGAAUUUACACAGUCCGACAAUUAAUGUUACCUACAAUCAUCGUUCAGUCAGUUGGUACUGCAGAUUAUCAGAUGCCGUUUGAUUACUAUUGCGAGCGGAUAUUGGAGAUAAAGUAUUAUAAUGCAGUCGGAUUGUAAUCUUUACGACUAUGAAUAUUAUUUUUUUAUUUUGAUUUGAUAUGCUUUGCAAAGCUAUCAUUUUUUGUAUGUAUUAUAUUGCAUUGUAUUUUAUUUUUCUAAGAUAAAACAGAUAUUUAUCAAGAUUUAUUGUUCAAGCACAAUACAUUUAUACUCAAGAAAAAUUAAUUUCAUGCAUUGAUAUUUAAUGUUAAUUUAUAACAUUAAAACCUGCUUGCUUUUAUCCAGAAUAACAUGUUAAUUAUGAAUUAAGUACACGAUUCCAAUUGAAAACAAAUCUUCUAAAUCGUAUUACAUAUUAUACAAAACAGGUAUCGCGGAUGAACCGUGAUAUACAAUUUUGUGGUUUAUAUGAGGUUUUAGAAAAUAGAUAUUUUGCAUCCCAUUAUAAUUUUUACUUCUUAUCUCGUGCUGCGAUUGUUGAUGGAAAAGAAAAUACAGAGACCAAUGACUGUUAAAUAAUUAACGAUAUGCGUUAACAUUAUUUAUAUAAUAUGAUAGUGUGAAUGUAUACUUUUCAUAUGUAAAAUGUGAAAAGAUAUAGAAAAACUAAGGGAAGGGAAGAAGAGUAUAAUUUGACCUAAUGAUUUGGGCGAUCUAUGUUGAGGGAAAAAUUAGCGAUGGCGAUAAAUAUGUAACAAAGAAAAGUCAUCUCAGAUUAUUUCUAUUUAAAGGAAGAUUCCGUCGGUUUUUGUAUCGGCUUUUUAUUGUAAUGGCGUAAGAGAACUUCUUUUGCGCUAAAAUAGUAUGUACAGAUAGACUGAGAUAUGUGUGUAUUAAGAUACGGAUAUUAUACAUAUAUACAUAAGAAAUUAGAUUGAAACGUAGAAAUAAGUUACAAUUUGUAUAAAGAAAGAAUUGACACGCAGAUACAUAGCAUAUCUAUCUUCUUGAAACAAUUUAAUUGGAAUUUAUUGGAUUUUGGACCAGAGUGUACAACUUAUGUAAUUUGUAAGUUGCAAGUUAUUUAAUUUUCAUUUUAUGUCACAUUUUUUGUCAUAAAUAGAUAAAUGUUUUAUAUUGUGAUAUGAUUGAUAUCAGUGAAAAACUUCCGAAUGGCCUAAAAAAUAUACAUUAUAUAAUGUAAAAUCUACUUGUAGUAUUGUAAAACAUUAAUUUUAUAAUUUCAACUGUUAACAUAUAAAAAUACUUGUUUUAAUUUUUCUGUGACUAUAUUACAUUUCGUAAUAUUUAAUAUGUUGAUGAUUUAUACUUUGGUAUGCUCAUAAUUUCAUUUUAUACACUCAACAUUAGUUUGAGUUAUAAAUAUUUAAAACUGAUUACUAACUAUCCUACAUUAAUUCCUGCAUUAUUAACAUUCACAUUCACAUGAUGUAAUGCAUCAAUGUAGUAUAAUUAAAGCUUACUUAUUAUUUUGUACAUUAAAGUAUUAUAAAAUCUCUAAACGUUAUAAAAACUUAUACUAUAUAUAUAAUGAUAAGUAUAUUCCGUAAUAAAUCGUUUUAUAAAUGUUGUAAAUGUUAUAAAUAUGGAUCUCAUUCUUGAUAAAACAAAAUUGAAAAAGUAAGAAAUAUAUCACUAUUAUUGAAGUAAAACAUAAAUUAUGCGAUGUAAUUUGUGUAUCUAAUGUUAACUCUGGUACAAAACCAUGUUUCAUGUGUUAGUUGAUAUUUACGUUCUUUAGUUAUUUUUUAAUGUAAUGUCGAGUUGAUUUUUCUUUUUUUUUUCUUUUUUUUUUCUUUUUUUUUCUUUUUUUUUCUUUUCUUUUUCUUUUCUUUUUUUUUUCUUUUUCUUUUUUCUUUUUCUUUUUUUUUCUUUUUUUUUUUUCUUUUUUUUUUAUAGUCUAUUUUAUUUUCGUGCAAAAAUGUUAUAUGCGUGUCUCUCUCUAUUAAUAUGAUUUUUCGCACGAUAUACCAAGAAAAAAGAAGAUAUCUUUAUGUAGAUAUCUUUGUGUAAAAAAGAUAUCUUUAUUGUGAGUUUAUCGAUGAAAUUGUGCUAGCAGUACAAGAAAUUUUGUAUAAUUACUUGUUAAAAAAAAAAAACCAGAUAAUUAAUCAUUGAGUUUUUACAUAAACUAAAACUAUAAAUGUAUGUUAUGUAUGGAAUGACACGACAUAUACAGUGUGUUUUAAAUAUUUGCAUAUCGAAACAUACCAUGUGUAUCGUCGGUGUUAGCAUGAUAUGAAUUUUGUUAACGAAUCUAUUAUUAGAGUCGUAAUUUAAAAGAUAAUGAUUGUUCUAUUAAUUCUGUUAACAGAAUUCAUUUUUAUUAUAAUAAGAAAAUAUUAAACUAAUAUGCAUCAUCAACGAUUAACAUGUUACGUUUUCAUUUAAAACAGACUGUAAGUCAAAGAAUCGAUAAGACAUUAUGUGUACACACAUAUAUUUUUGUACAGAUACAAAAAGGUUCAAUAAUCUCUUUGAUUAUUGCUCCGGGAUACGCGGGAAUGCAGUGAAUUUCUAACGAUAGUGUGUUUUCUGUAUUAUGAGAUGAAGUAUGAAUUUCAUUUGUUUUUUUUUCGUAAUACAAAUUAUAUAUAUACGUAUAUAUAUUAUAUAUAUAUGUAUACAUAUGUACGUACAUUGGUUAAUGUAUUUUAUACAAGGUACUUAGAAUUAUUUUUAUUAAAAGUGAUAAACAUUAAAAAAAAAAAAGAAGAAAAAAGAAAGAAAUGAAUAAUAAAUUUGUGUGCUUUAUGUGAUGGUACACUAUCAUUAAAAAUACAUUGUGAUUAAUGACAUGAAAGAAAGAUUGAAACUGCGUGAUCAUUCAUAGAGUUUUUUUCAAAAUGAACAUAUUUAAACACACUUUAUCAUAAAAUAUCAGCUUACACUAUCUUAAUACUGAUCAUUCGUUUGGCAUAAUAUAAGGCAAGUGCCUAUGUGUUUUCAAAAAAUUAUACUAAUUAUCAGAAAGAAAACAAAUUCAAUUUUCUUAAUCUUCUUUAUAAUCAGCACAAUUUGUUUAAUAUUGAUUUCGGUUUUCUUUAUAAUGAGAUAUUUACAUAAUUUGUAUUCAACAAUAAAUUAAAAUUCAUUGACUCUAUAUAAGAAAAAAUACUAUUAUAUAAAAGAAAAAGUAUUAUAUUUUGACGAAAUCAUUUUUGUAAAUUAAAUUUGUAAUUAGAUGUUAUUGGUUUUACAUAUAACAUGAAAUUCAAUUGAAAUUAAUUUUAAUAUUUAUUUUGAUCAGUAAACAUAUUUUUUAAAAAUUGCUAUCAUAAGUUUUAUAUAAAAUAUCUUAAAUGUGAAUUGUAAUUUCAUUUAAAAUUUUUGUUUUGCUAUUGUUCAAAUUCUUGUUCAUGACAUCUGUUUAUUUUUGUGCUAAUUAAUAUUUAUUUUUUGUGAUUCUAAAAUGUUGGCUUUAAUUUAAUUUUCUUUAAUUUAUAUAUGAUGAUUACUUACUAUGAAUUAAAUAGUUCGCAUUCAUUCAAAUAAUACAGUAAAAACAUGUUACUUAAUUUCUAAUGCACUAAGUUGUUAGUAAUCGUCUUUAUAUUAAACUCGAUUGUUUCUUUGUUUCUUCUUGUUCAAUAUUGCAAACGCAUUCAUGUCAAAUGUGUUUUAGUUAUUCCAAACUUCACCUCGCAAAAAAACGAACCCUUUAAUUCCACCAAAAAUUUAGUCGAUAAAGAGAAUCGUUAUCAUAUAUCUUAUAUUUAUUACAUUUUUGUCUAUUUGUGUUUUUUUUUUUUUUUUUAUUGUUUUUGAAACUAAUUCCUUCAUGAGGAAAGCUUCCAACGAAUACUAUUCUUUGUCAUCAUAAGUUGCGUAAAUAACUAUUUUAUUGUAUAACACAGAUAUAUUGUUUAUUUCCUUUAUAUACAAAUCAUUUUAGACAGAAAUAUUUAUGAGACAGUAAAUGUAAUUUAGGGCUAAGUAGUGUUUAAAAUAGCCUUUAUUUGUAAGAUUAUAUCAUUUUGAUUUCCGAUAAAAUAUAUUAAAUGUAAAUGUAUAUAAGUACAUUCAAUACCAUAAAUUGCUUUUUCUUUCUCAUUGUUUUAUAGUUAAAACAGAUAAAACAGAUAAAAAUAUUAGAAGAGUACAAAUUUUUAAUGUUAAUUAACGUCCAAAUAAUGACAUCGCAUUGUAAUUAAUUUAAGCAAAUGCAUCAAACAUUUAAGAAAUUUUUUGUCAAAUAACUAAGUCAUUACUGAUUUUCCGUGAUGUAAUAUUAUUAUAAAAGGGGGCGAUGUCCGUCGAAGUAUAUUCGUGUAACUGGUGGGAGAGAUAGAAUGUCAAUAAAGAGUAGCGGAACAUGAAAGUUGGGGGAGACAUGAAUUUCUCGUUUAUAUGACGCACAACGGGAAGUUGAGCAAGCCUCGUCGAAAGAAGAUUUAUGUUUGUGUAGGAUAGAGCUUUCGGCAAAAGUAAUAUUUCAGACGUUAGAAGAAAGACUAGACUGUGAAUAUCAUUUUCAGAUGAAUAUUAAACUUUGCUAGGAAUGACAACUUAACGUAUAAAAUAUGAUGAAUUUAAUUUUUUAGUAUUUUUUUGUACAAAUUAAUUUUGUAUAUAAAAAUUUUGUUUUGUUGAUAACAAUGAUUUCUAUUUUAAUAACAAUAAUUAAUUAUUUAAAAUUGAUAAUAUUAUUAAUUAUUUAAUAUAAAUACGUUAAGUAAGUAGAUUAAAUCAGAAUAAUUUAAAUAUUAUUCAUAAAUGCAUGAGAGAAUUAUAUUACUUUGUUUAUUCAUUUAAUGGCGAAUUUUAAUAUCAAAUUAAGCAUGGAAAUAGACUCUAUAGUCAUAUCAAUAAAUGACUCAACUUUUGCUCUUAAUGACUUAUAGUACGUCUCUUACAUACAUUGCGCAUACAAAAAAUGAUUCACUAUCGCGAGAUUUUAUUAUCCAUUUCCAUUUGUAAAGUUUAACACUGGCGAUUCAUCAAUCUUGUAUUUAUCCGCGACAUCUUCAUUUUCAUUUGUAUAUUUUCGAUAGUUGAAUACAUUAUACUUUAAAAUUGUAUUUCAAUCAAGUUCAAAAGAUGAAAUUUUAUUAAAAAAUAAAGAUGUUCAACGAUCAAA
This is a messenger RNA of Apis cerana (Asiatic honeybee), 10421 nucleotides long. RefSeq names its product Lysine demethylase 5 (gene Kdm5). The record is from RefSeq and is a predicted model, not a curated record. Gene Ontology annotation, biological process: regulation of DNA-templated transcription; chromatin remodeling. Gene Ontology annotation, molecular function: histone H3K4me/H3K4me2/H3K4me3 demethylase activity; DNA binding. Gene Ontology annotation, cellular component: nucleus; chromatin. NCBI's taxonomy places the organism in Eukaryota, Metazoa, Arthropoda, Insecta, Hymenoptera, Apidae.